Molecule: messenger RNA, 794 nt
Organism: Aspergillus calidoustus
Lineage: Eukaryota; Fungi; Ascomycota; Eurotiomycetes; Eurotiales; Aspergillaceae
Source: the annotation of a GenBank genome assembly
AUCGUAGGGACGACUUCCAGACCUUUCCCCGAGACAUACGCAGGGCCACACCAAGCACUCUGACCACAGGCUGUACCUCUUUCGUGCAUUCAGUCAUGCCACCCACACUCGAACUUGUUUCCUCCCGUCGGCUUACACAGGGUAUAGCGCUUCACACAUUUCAGCCUGUCAACCCAACAGACCACGUUCAGCUCCGUCCAACUCAGCACAUAUCCCUCGAAUUUCCAAAGGAUUUAGAUCCCACAGCCGGUCCCCGCAUUCUAAAUGACGAACAGCGGCGGUUAUGCUUUACUCCCUGCCGUGUGAUCACAACGAAGCGCGAUGACGGCACCGCCGAGCAGAGCAUCUCUAUCCUGUCGCGCAACGGACGUGUCACCUCCCUUCUCGGUCUCCCUCGCAUAAACGGGCUUCGGGCAGAGGUCCUGGAUGUUGGUGGAGGCUUUUCGCCUGACCUACUCGGUGUGUCUUCGUCCUUGGGCAACACCAUUGCCGUCGCUGGAGGGACGGGUGCAGGGUGUUUCUUGUCUGUUACAUCUUCAGACAAGAAGCUACCACUGUCGGCUUUCAGCAAGAAGGUAUACCCGUACCAGAACAGACUGUUAUGGAGCAUUCGUGGAGACGACUUCAGGCUUGUGGAAUACGUCCUUGAGAACGGGCUCAUUGACCCCCAAGUGUGGAUAGCUACGGUGUUUGUAACGGCAGGGCAAGAGGACGAUGGAUUGAUCGCAGGUGAAAUUUCAUUGCAGGCGCAUGUCGGAGCAGGAUAUGUUCCCCAACGGCGACGCCGAAUGUGA